GAACCCUCUUCCCCGCGCAGCCCUGCACACCUUCAAAGCAGCCCGGGUGCUGGGCAAAGAGGACAGCAGCCUGGGACAGUGCGACAAAGCUGGCGAAUAUUUGCGAGAGAGCUUGGGUGGGAACUCAACUCCGAGUGCUAUUGACAGAGCAGUGCAGUUCCUUUUGUGCGACCUGCUCCUGAUCACUCGCACCAGGUUCUGGCAACAGCAGAUGCAGGGGGUGCCCCCGCACAGAGCCCGCUACCAGGCCUCUGCCCUCGAGCUGCGUGGCUUUCAACAGGACCUCAGCACUCUCCGGCGCUUGGCGCAAGCAGACCAGCCUGCAAUGCACAGGGUCUUCCUCCAUGAGGCAACUGCCCGACUGAUGACCCGAGCCAGCCCCACUCGGACCCACCAGUUGCUUGACCGAAGCCUCCGCAGGAGAGGACCUUCUACUACCAAAGGAGCUGGCGAGCAAGAGAGCCGCCCCACCGCCAGGGAACAAGCAGAAGCCUUGCAACUGGCCUGCUCCUACCUCCCCCCUGCGUUGCUUUUGGGACCAGGCCAAACGGGGGGCAUGCUGGCCGAGGCCGCACGCUCCCUGGAGAAGCUGGGCGACAAAUGGACCUUCCAUGAAUGCCAGCAGAUGAUUGUCCGGCUCAGCAGUGGCUCCACCGUCACUUCCAGCUAGAGAUUUGGAAGAGUCCUAGGAAGGAAGGAGGGGAGGGAGGCCCGGUGUGGCCCCACCGGUGUGGCUUGUGGCAGUGUUGGUGAAAGUGGCAGAGAGGCCUGGCAGAGCCUGGCAGGGGUGACUCUCUCUCUCACUCUCUCUGCUGAGGCAGAUCUGGUUGCUCAAGGAUGCUCAGCUAGCCCUUUCCUUCUUCUCCUCCUGCGUCUGAAUGGAUCUAGGCAUAUACAAGAGGAAACAAGCCAGCAUGGAAGAACUGGGUGGAUCUGGCUGGCUUCCCACUCUUCCCAGGGGAAGGGGGGUCUUCACAACUCUUGCGAGUCUCUUGGAUUUUAGGCUCCCCACGAUCAGGGUGCAUUUGGUGGGUAGGGUAGUUUCUCUUCACCUUUUGGAGACCAACCAGCUCUCAAUGUCUCGUAACAUCUGUCCAGCAGGUGAUGGCUUUGCCCUUCCAUCUUUCACAGCCAACUCCAUUCCUCCCCGGCUACCCCCACCUCUGCUUGACUUCCUCCCCCUCUUUGCUGGUGAUCCAUGCCCAUCUAUCUCUUUUGAAGCUUCUGGGCAGAGUCCAGCCUGGCAGGGGUUGUGGGUGGUUUCCAUCUGAUCUGUUGUGAAUUGCUUGGCGCUUGCUCAUUUCUCCCCAUCCCUUGAGGGCGUGGGAGUACAAUUCAGUGUAACCUCUGGUGGUGUUGUGUGGUGGCCUUUGGAUGAGCUUCAGUCAUGGACCUACCACCCUUGUGGUUGAGUCAAGUUCUCCUCUCUUGACAUAUCAACUGUGGCUCUUGGAAAGCAGCUGAAAAGAGGACCACCUUUUCUCUUCUCUUAAGGUGGGACUCAGGUGGAGAAGAAGCCCACUUUCAUGGAAGAGGACAUGCCAUGAAAAAGCUUAGUAGGAUUUUUAGAAAAAAGUUUCUAGAAGGAAAAUAGAAGGCAGACCUUGCGAGAGAUUCUCCGUUGUUCCACCCCUGGGGAAGCGAUCUGUUGAAAGCCACAGUUCCUUCUCUUACUCUAACCUUCUCCCCACUCCCACCCUGUACUGUAGCUU
Messenger RNA from Thamnophis sirtalis, 1712 nucleotides. The record is from RefSeq and is a predicted model, not a curated record. NCBI's taxonomy places the organism in Eukaryota, Metazoa, Chordata, Lepidosauria, Squamata, Natricidae.